Messenger RNA from Silurus meridionalis, 1769 nucleotides. RefSeq names its product interferon regulatory factor 7 (gene irf7). Lineage: Eukaryota; Metazoa; Chordata; Actinopteri; Siluriformes; Siluridae. The transcript is spliced from 9 exons. The record is from RefSeq and is a predicted model, not a curated record. Gene Ontology annotation, biological process: regulation of transcription by RNA polymerase II; immune system process. Bases 117 to 1379 code for a protein of 420 amino acids. Gene Ontology annotation, cellular component: nucleus. Gene Ontology annotation, molecular function: DNA-binding transcription factor activity, RNA polymerase II-specific; protein binding; RNA polymerase II cis-regulatory region sequence-specific DNA binding.
GAAUCGUCCUUUUGCGUCCGAUUAACGUCACACUCUAUAAACACUCGGUGGUUCUCGGUGAAACACACACCGCAGCUCUUCUCGGACUAAAGCACCUGAUUACCUGGUCAAGCAGCAUGUCGGUGGCAAACAGCGCAGUGCGACCACAGUUUGGACAGUGGCUCCUAGAGCAAGUGCAAUCUGGACGCUACGAUGGACUUUACAUGACCGACAGAGACACUUUCCGCAUCCCGUGGAAACACAACUCGAGGAAAGACUGCGGAGACGAGGAUAACAAAAUAUUCCGAGAAUGGGCUGUGGUUAGUGGUAAGAUCAUUGAGUAUCCCAAUGAUAAGGCAAAAUGGAAGACCAACUUCCGCUGUGCCCUCAACGGUUUGCCACAGUUCAAGAUGAUCCAUGACAACUCCAAGGACUCAGAGAAUCCCCAUAAAAUCUAUCGAAUCACGUGUCCUGAAAACAAUCAGCAGUGUCCAAGCAUUCAUAUUGAAGACCUGUACAGCUCCACGAACAACCAGUGUGAAAAAAUGGAGUAUGAUUUGCCAAACCAGAUGGUCGCCUUGCAUCUAAAUCAACAACACACAGAAAUACAAUGUUGGCCAGCCUCUCAACAGCCUUUGCAAAACUACUCUGUGCCCCAAAUGCCACUUAUGCAGCAGCAUUGUCUUCCAAAUAACAUGCCAGUUUCAGCACCAUCUUUAGCACAGCAACCCUACAAUACAGUGCAACAGUCUUUCAACCUGCCUUCCAUAAAUGAGUUGGAGAUCUCCAUUCACUACAGAAAAACAGAAAUGCUGAAGAGGCAGUAUACAGCUCAACACAUUCAACUCCACUCACAGUGUGAUCUCUCACAGCUGAGUGGCAUGUCCUUGCCCUUCCCCAGCACUGAGGAGCUCACUGACCACAAACAGGUCCAGUUCACAAAGCGUCUCCUGGACAACAUCAAAAGGGGCCUGCUGCUGCAGGUCCACCCCUUAGGCAUCUAUGGCUUCCGCCAGGACAAGUGCAAUGUGUUUGUCAGCACCUGCGACCCUGCUGAGAUCCAAAACCCAGAGCCCAGAAAGCUGCCCCAGAACCAAUAUGUACAGCUAUUCAGCUUUGACAAGUUCAAGCAAGAUCUCAUGGACUUCAAAGAGAACAGACGUGGAUCCCCUGAGUACACCAUCUAUUUGUGCUUUGGAGAGAAGUUCCCAGAUGGAAAGCCACUGGAGAGAAAGCUGAUCGUCGUGAAGGUCGUGCCUCUAAUUUGUCGUGAGCUUCAUAAGAUAGCACAGCUGGAAGGAGCCUCAUCUCUGCAAAAUGACAACAUCAGCCUGCAAAUCUCCCACAGCAGCCUGUAUGAACUGAUUGAAGCCACUUUCUCACCACCUCCAGCAGUAUAAAGUGUUUUGCCUUCAUCCUGACAUUGCACUGUUUUCUGCAUUUCUACUGAUAAGCAUGGUUUAAACCAUAACACUGGCUUCUCUCAUAUUCUCUGCCAUACAGCACUACCUGGCUACAGCAAUGCAAAAUACAGUAACCGUACAAAAUAAACCAACAACUUUAGAUUCUUUAUUGAAAACAUAUGUAGUUUUUUUUUAAAGAAACUAUUUAUGCUUUAUUCCCUUCUGCUGUCAGAAACAACUUGGUUUAGGUUUUAUCUUUUAUUGAUGAAAUUUCUUUGCUUAGCCCAAAGGGCUACACUUAUAAACCUUUCUUUUCUGUUACAUAAAAAUAUUCCUUUUAAUAUAUAUUUUGUCAUAAAAACAGUAAAUAAAUGUAUACACUAUCAA